AAAACUGACACCACAACCCCUACCGAAACAUUUGACAAUGACCACGCUGACCUCCUCCGAUGGCGAUAAAUGACGGGCGUUUCGCGGAUUCUACAGAACUCGCACUUUCCGUUUCAGAUAUCUCAAAAAUUUCCCUCCUUUAGACCGGCUCGUUUGUGCCCUAGCUUUGCCUGAUAUUGUUUUGCACAGUGUUUCUUCAAUGAAUGAGGCUUAGAUAAGUCAUGGAGGAAAAACAUGAGGAAGUGGAAGAUGUCGAGGAUAUUUCUAGUGAUUCUUUUGCCGAUGAUUCAGAUGAUGGUGAACCAUCAACUUCUGGACAAGAUGAUGGUUUGCAUCUUGAGACACCUUUGACUGAAGAGGAAAUAGAAGAGUUAAUUGCUGACUUCUUGGAAGUUGAGAGUAAGGCUGCAGAGGCUCAGGAAUCUCUUGAAGAAGAGUCACUUGCUAAAUUGGAGAUUGAAGUCAGAGAAGAGCUGUCGCAAACUCUUCAUGGGGAUGAUCUGGAGACAGCUGUUGCAGAUGAAAUUACAACAUUCAGAGAAGAAUGGGAAGCUGUUCUUGAUGAGCUUGAGACUGAGAGCGCUCACUUGUUGGAACAACUUGAUGGUGCUGGUAUUGAACUGCCAAGCUUGUAUAAGUUGAUUGAAAGUCAAGUGCCUAAUGGUUGCUGCACCGAAGCUUGGAAGAAACGGACACAGUGGGUGGGAUCUAAAGUGACCAGUGAUAUUACUGAAUCGAUUGCAGAUGCUGAAAAGUAUCUCCAAACCCACAGGCCUGUUAGAAGACGACAUGGUAAGCUGUUGGAGGAGGGUGCUAGUGGAUUUCUGGCAAAAAAACUUCCUUCUGCAGACAGCAGUGAUACUGGGAGAGAAAUUUCAGAGGUGGAUUGGUGCUCUUUCAACAAAGUUUUUUCUGAUGGUUUAUCUGAGAAUGACACUUCAUUUGGCAGCAAGCACUGGGCAUCUGUUUACUUAGCCAGUACUCCACAGCAGGCUGCUGAGUUGGGGCUCAAAUUUCCUGGGGUCAAUGAGGUGGAGGAGAUUGAGGAUUUAGAUGGCAAUUCCAGUGAUCCAUUUGUUGCUGCUGCCAUAGCUAAUGAAAGAGAGCCAGAUCUUUCAGAAGAACAAAGGAGAAACUUUAGAAGGGUCAAGGAGGAAGAUGAUGCAAAUAUUCAUCGGAAGCUUCAUCUUCAUUUGAAACGGAGGAGACAUAGUAGUAAAAUUAAAAAGGAGCACGAAGUUUUCCCCACUGGGCAGACAAUGGAAGGCAAUUUAAAUGUUUCCACGCAGUUGGGUGACGACUCUGCCCGUGUCCCAGGUGACAAAACCUGUGAAGCUAAUGAUGGUUUGCAGAAAGAUAAGCAAGUGAAUCCUAAAGCUGAUGUUCUUGAAAAUGUUGAAACUUCUGAUCUUGAAGCACAAAAACCAUUGAGCAAUGGUACUGUCUCGGUAAACUGCGAGUCUGCUUUACCUGAUUUAAGUGAAUGCAGGGGGUUGAAGCGUUCAUGUGAUGGUGAUGACACAGGCGUUGAUAUUAAGAAGUGCAAGACUGUUUUAAUAGAUGGUGAGGAUGAAGCUCAUGGGGGGGAGAACAAUUCUGCUUCACCUGUAUGUAAUGUGACUAAAAUGGAGGAUCAAUUUUUGCAAGAAAAUGGAGGGGCUUAUGUCAGUGCUGAUAAUCUUUCUUCACGGUGUCCGAAUGAGGAAUUCCAUUGCACUGCUUGUAAUAAGGUGGUUGUUGAAGUGCACCAACAUCCACUUUUGAAAGUAAUUAUUUGCAAAGAUUGUAAAUGUCUAAUGGAAGCUAAAAUGUAUAUGAAGGAUCCCGAUUGCUCUGAGUGCUACUGUGGGUGGUGUGGAAGGAGCUCCGAUUUAAUUAGUUGUAAGUCGUGUAAAACAUUAUUCUGUGCAACUUGUAUAAAAAGGAAUGUUGGUGAAGAAUUUGUGUCAGGAGAACAGGCUGGUAGCUGGAAAUGUUGUUGCUGUUCUCCAAAUCUCUUGAAACAGUUGACAUUGGAAUUACAUAAAGCCCUGGGAUCUGGGGUGUUGGUUGUUUCCAGCUCGGACAGUGAGUCAGAUAAUUCAGAUGCCGAUAUCAAUGUUCCGAUCAGUUUUAAGAAAAGACGGAAAAAGAAAAUUCGUAGGAUCCUUGAUGAUACUGAGUUAGGUGAGGAGACCAAACGGAAAAUUGCAAUUGAAAAGGAACGUCAAGAACGUCUCAAGUCUUUGCAAGUACAGUUCUCUGCCAAGUCCAAGAUGAUGAGUACUACAAGCUGUAAUGGGAAUUUGUCAGAAGGUGCUAGUGUUGAAGUGCUGGGUGAUGCCUUAAGGGGUUAUAUAGUGAAUGUUGUGAGGGAGAAAGGUGAAGAAGCUGUGAGGAUUCCUCCCAGCAUCUCGGCUAAAUUGAAAGCUCAUCAGAUAUCAGGGAUACGAUUUAUAUGGGAAAAUAUCAUCCAGUCAAUUCGAAGAGUGAAGUCUGGUGAUAAGGGUCUUGGUUGUAUUUUAGCUCAUACAAUGGGCCUUGGUAAAACUUUUCAGGUCAUUGCAUUCCUGUAUACUGCUAUGAGAUGUGUUGAUCUUGGAUUAAGAACUGUACUUAUUGUCACACCUGUUAAUGUUCUACACAAUUGGAGGCAGGAGUUUAUCAAAUGGAGACCUUCUGAAUUCAAGCCUCUUCGGGUGUUCAUGCUGGAAGAUGUUCCAAGGGAGAGGAGAGUAGAACUGCUAGCAAAGUGGAGAGCUAAAGGUGGCGUCUUCUUGAUUGGAUAUGCUGCCUUUCGAAACUUAUCAUUGGGUAAGCAUGUAAAGGAUCGACACAUGGCUAGAGAAAUUUGCUGUGCCCUUCAGGAUGGACCUGAUAUACUGGUUUGUGAUGAGGCCCACAUGAUCAAGAACACCAGGGCUGAUACUACUCAAGCCUUGAAGCAAGUGAAGUGUCAGAGACGGAUUGCGUUAACUGGAUCGCCGUUGCAGAACAAUCUUAUGGAAUAUUAUUGUAUGGUUGAUUUUGUAAGAGAGGGAUUUCUUGGCAGCAGCCAUGAAUUUAGGAACCGCUUCCAGAAUCCCAUAGAAAAUGGUCAGCAUACAAAUUCAACGUCUGAGGAUGUAAAAAUCAUGAACCAGCGAUCUCACAUCCUCUAUGAACAAUUAAAAGGUUUUGUCCAAAGAAUGGACAUGAAUGUGGUGAAGAAGGACUUGCCACCCAAAACUGUCUUUGUAAUAGCUGUGAAGCUUUCUCCCUUGCAGAGAAAAUUAUAUAAGAGAUUUCUUGAAGUGCAUGGGUUCACGAACUAUAAGGUUUCCACUGAAAAGAUAAAAAAGAGAAGUUUCUUUGCGGGUUACCAGGCCUUAGCUCAGAUAUGGAACCAUCCUGGGAUCUUGCAAUUGACGAAAGACGACAAAAACUUUGUAAGACGUGAAGAUGCUGUGGAUAAUUUUCUUGUUGAAGACAGCUCCAGUGACGAUAACAUGGAUUACAGUACAGUUUCUGGAGAGAAGCUGAGGAGGAAGAAUGAAUUUUCGCAAAGAAGUGAUAAUGGCUUCUUUCAUGAGAACUGGUGGAAUGAUCUUCUUCAUGAAAAUAACUAUAAAGAGGUUGAUUACAGUGGUAAAAUGGUCUGUCUUCUUGACAUCCUAACCAUGUGUUCUGAUGUGGGAGAUAAAGUAUUGGUUUUUAGCCAGAGCAUACCAACUCUUGAUCUCAUAGAGUUUUAUCUGUCGAAGUUACCACGACGAAGCAAAAAUGGGAAGUGUUGGAAAAAAGGGAUGGACUGGUAUAGGCUAGAUGGAAGAACAGAGGGCUCUGAAAGGCAAAAGCUGGUUGAGAUGUUUAAUGAGCCGUCAAAUAAAAGAGUGAAAUGCACUCUGAUAUCAACUAAAGCUGGAUCUCUGGGGAUCAAUCUUCAUGCUGCUAACCGUGUGAUUAUUGUUGAUGGCUCUUGGAAUCCGACAUAUGAUCUUCAGGCUAUAUAUCGAGCUUGGAGGUAUGGCCAAAGAAAGCCAGUAUUUGCGUACCGCUUGUUGGCACAUGGAACAAUGGAAGAAAAAAUUUAUAAACGCCAGGUGACAAAGGAAGGCCUUGCUGCAAGGGUAGUCGAUAGACAGCAAGUGCAUAGGACGAUGUCUAAAGAAGAGAUUUUACAUCUGUUUGAUUUUGGUGAUGAUGAUAACUCUGAUACUAUACCUGAGCUGGGGCGAGAGAACAGACAUGCGAGUGCUCAAAUUAUGACUGGGCAGAAUGGAAAUUUUUUGAAGCAGAAAUUGCCUCAUGGAAGCUGCCCAUCUGACAAGUUAAUGGAAAGUUUACUUGGCAGUCACUAUCCACGGUGGAUUGCUAAUUACCACGAGCAUGAGACUCUCUUGCAAGAGAAUGAGGAGGAGAAGCUAUCGAAGGAAGAGCAGGACAUGGCUUGGGAGGUAUAUCGAAGAACUUUGGAGUGGGAGGAAGUGCAACGAGUCCCUCUCGAUGAUUUGACCUGUGAGCGUAAGCCUGCCAUGUCAAAUGCGGUCCCUGCAGCACCAGAAAGCUGCAGAUUCCGACAAUCUGAAGGUGCCAUGAGGAAUCGUCCACCGCUGCGGAAAUGCACUAACCUUUCACACAUGUUGACUCUUAGGAGUCAGGGAACAAAAUUUGGUUGCAGUACCAUUUGUGGUGGGUGUGCCCAGGAGAUCAGUUGGGAGGACCUCAACAGGGACAGUAGCUCGGCGAAGUGAGAAACAGCAGGCUACAUUUUGUUUGUAUGCAUCUUUUUGUUAUUGUUUUUUCUUUUCUUUUUUAUUUAUUUUAUUUUUCUUUGUUUUGCUUCCUGUUUUGUAAAUGUCAGGUAAUGAGUUCAAAUUCCUUCUGGACACUCCACACAUUCUUUUUUGGUAGUCAUGUAACCUGCCUAAAUAACGGCUGGUGUUAAAAACCCCUGUAAAUGUAACUUCACUGUGCUAUAUUGAAAAUAUAUGGUAUAUACAAAA
Molecule: messenger RNA, 4964 nt
Organism: Malania oleifera
Lineage: Eukaryota; Viridiplantae; Streptophyta; Magnoliopsida; Santalales; Ximeniaceae
Product: protein CHROMATIN REMODELING 20
Exons: 26
Coding region: 222-4712 (1496 amino acids)
Cellular component (GO): nucleus
Molecular function (GO): ATP-dependent chromatin remodeler activity; ATP binding; ATP hydrolysis activity
Source: RefSeq, a predicted model, not a curated record